Molecule: messenger RNA, 504 nt
Organism: Dibothriocephalus latus
Lineage: Eukaryota; Metazoa; Platyhelminthes; Cestoda; Diphyllobothriidea; Diphyllobothriidae
Source: the annotation of a GenBank genome assembly
AUGCCCUCCGACCUUAUCGGGACCUUCAUCAGCCAUGUUCAGGAGGGUUCGGUGGCCGAUGUGGUUGGCAGUCUGCAAACAGGGGACGAAAUACUUGAAUGGAAUGGACACAGUCUGCGAGGCCUUCAUCAGGAGCAGGUCUCCGAGGUCCUUGCUCUCUCGUGUGAAAGCAGUGAUGUCUGGAUGAUUGUUCAACGAAUAUUCGAUGACUACUACGCUGGAACCCGACCGGCCACCCCUACAUCAUGUACCCACAACUGCAGUGGAGACCAGAAUGAGUCCGAAGACGAGAAAACAGCCUAUGCCUAUGGCAGAAAUGACUACGACCCCCAUCUACAGUUGAAACUGCGGUAUAGCGAGGACGCGCAAACCUUGAAUGUGUGCGUCCUCUCUGCGCGGGAUCUUCCACCUCUGUUCGAUAAAGACAAUUGCCUCUCCAGCAGUUUCUGUCAGGUUUGCAUCCUGCCCGAAUCGAGGUGCGUUCUUCACCCGUCCCAAAAGUAA